GGCGCGGGCAGCCCGACGCGGGGUCCUGGCACGGGCGCGGCGCGGGGCGCGGGCUCUCAGGCGGCUGUGGCCCGGGUGGCUGCGAUGCUGUGGCCGCGGCUGGCGGCCGCCGAGUGGGCAGCGCUGGCCUGGGAGCUGCUGGGCGCCUCGGUGCUGCUGAUCGCCGUGCGCUGGCUGGUGCGGCGGCUGGGCCCGCGGCCGGGGGGCCUGGGCCGCAGCGGGACCCCCGUUCCUCCGCCGCGCGCGGCCGCGGCCCCCGCCUCAGGUGAAAUGACAAUGGAUACCAUCUUGGCUCGAUUGAAACUUCUGAAUCCAGAUGACCUUAGAGAGGAAAUCAUCAAAGCUGGAUUGAAAUGUGGACCCAUUACAUCAACUACAAGGUUUAUUUUUGAGAAAAAAUUGGCUCAGGCUUUACUGGAUCAAGGAGGAAGACUGCCUUCUUUUGACCACCAUGAGACAGCUGCCGUAGCUCUCAGCCAAGACACACAAAGGAUUUUGAAGUCAGCUGAAGGGAACCCAACUGAUCAGGCUAGUUUUUCUGAAGACAGAGAUUUUGGUUACAGUGUGGGCCUGAAUCCUCCAGAGGAGGAAGCUGUAUCGUCCAAGACCUGCUCGUUGCCCCCCAGCACUGUGGCGGGGGCCGGGAUCCCCAGAGCUGGAGUGACUGAGUCUACGGAGCCUCCUCUGUACUAUGGGGUGUGUCCAGUGUAUGAGGACAUCCCAGCAAGAAACGAAAGGAUCCAUGUUUACAUAAAUAAAAAGGAAGCACUGCAAGCUGUCAAAAUGAUCAAAGGGUCCCGAUUUAAAGCUUUUUCAACCAGAGAAGAUGCUGAGAAAUUUGCUAGAGGAAUUUGUGAUUAUUUCCCUUCGCCAAGCAAAACAUCCUUACCACUUUCUCCUGUGAAAGUAGCACCACUCUUUAGCAAUGAUGGGUCGAAAGAUGGUUUGUGCUUGUCUGAAUCAGAAACGGUCAACAAAGAGCGAGCCAACAGUUACAAAAAUCCCCGCACGCAAGACCUCACUGCCAAGCUUCGGAAAGCUGUGGAGAAGGGAGAGGAGGACACCUUUUCUGAUCUCAUCUGGAGCAACCCCCGGUAUCUGAUUGGCUCAGGGGACAACCCAACCAUCGUGCAGGAAGGGUGCAGGUACAACGUGAUGCAUGUUGCCGCCAAGGAGGACCAGGCUUCCAUCUGCCAGCUGACUCUGGACGUCCUGGAGAACCCCGACUUCAUGAGGCUGAUGUACCCCGAUGACGACGAGGCCAUGCUGCAGAAGCGCAUCCGUUAUGUCGUCGACCUCUACCUGAACACCCCCGACAAGAUGGGCUAUGACACACCGUUGCAUUUUGCGUGUAAGUUUGGAAAUGCAGACGUAGUCAAUGUGCUUUCGUCACAUCAUUUGACUGUAAAAAAUCCAAGGAAUAAAUACGAUAAAACACCUGAAGACGUAAUUUGUGAAAGAAGCAAAAACAAAUCUGUGGAACUGAAGGAGCGGAUCAGAGAGUAUUUGAAGGGUAAGAUGGGGAGUCAGUGCCUGGAUUUUGGGGUCCACGCUGGGAAGGGCCUUGGAGUGUUGCGAGAAUGGAGCACAGCUUUCUUUCCGAGCUCCCGGGCAUAUGCCAGCUUUCCUUGGAAGCCUCUUCUCGGAUCACCCUUUCUUCUGAGCUCUCCCAGCUCACUUUGCACCUCUUUUCCUAUUAUCUCUUCUCUGAAGUCUUGUAUCUGUCCCUUGAGCUUUUUGCAAGAUAACUUUGCGGAAGAUUUUCGCAAACUCUGGAAGACUCCACCUCGAGAGAAAGCAGGCUUCCUUCACAACAUCAAGAAAUCGGACCCAGAAAGAGGCUUUGAGAGAGUGGGGAGGGAGCUAGCUCAUGAGCUGGGGUAUCCCUGGGUUGAAUACUGGGAAUUUCUGGGCUGUUUUGUUGAUCUGUCUUCCCAGGAAGGCCUGCAAAGACUGGAAGAUUAUCUUACUCAGCAGGAAAUAGGCAAAAAGGCUCAACAAGAAACAGGAGAAAGGGAAGGCUGCCGAGAUAAAGCCACCACGUCUGGCAGCAAUUCCAUUUCCGUGAGGGCGUUUCUAGAUGAAGAUGACAUGAGCUUGGAAGAAAUAAAAAAUCGGCAAAAUACAGCUAGAAACAAUGGCCAGCCCAGGAUGGGUGCUUUUGGAAACGCGGGGUGCAGCGCCUUCCCCUCGGAGCAGGAGGCCGACCUCAUAGAAACCUCAGAGCCAGGUGGUCUGUGCAGCGGCAGAAAUGGGCUCUGCCCUCCUCUGAGUCACAGCAAGACCAUGGAGGGCAAGAACGCAAAGGCACCCCGCGGGGAGGAAGCCCGUUUGCCACCUGUCACCGGUUUAACUGCUGAGUUUGAUAAACUGAAUUUGCAAAAUCUAGGAAGCAGUAUUUCUAAGACACCAGAUGAAAAUAUGAAAACUAAAGAUAAGAUCCCAACUUCAAGAAUCGAUGCAGUAGGAAGUGACUUGGAGGCGGCUUCUCCUGCAGACCAACUCGGGAAUGACCAGGGGAGGACAGAGUGGGAAAUGUCAGCCAGGAUUGCUAGAAUGUCUUUGGGCCCCAGCUGCCCAGGGCACGAGGAUCAGCAGCUCGAGCUCACGAGGGAAUCAGCCAGGCGGCUCUUCCUUUUUGGAGAGGAGCCGUCAAAACUAGAUCAGGAUGUUUUGGCUGCUCUUGAAUGUGUGGACGUGGACCCCCAUCAGUUCCCGGCUGUGCACAGAUGGAAGAGUGCUGUCCUGUGCUACUCGUCCUCCGACAGACAGAGUUGGCCAAGCCCCGCGCUGAAAGGAAAGUUCAAGUCUUGGCUGCCGGAUCUCAGCAGACCUCACAGCUACAGUCCAGGGAGAAAUGGUGCAGCCGGGAGCAGCCCCAGAAAGCCGGGCCCGGGCAGCCCUGGGCGCUACAGCCCCGUGCACGGGAGCCAGCUCCGCAGGAUGGCGCGCCUGGCCGAGCUCACUGCCCUGUAGGCUCAUAGCUGGGGCUCCUUUCACUCUUCAUUUUUAAAGGAAGAAGGGUCAUAUGUUUAUUGCUAAAAUGUCACAAAGGAGUAUAUUCUUAUUAAAUUAUUAAUCCUCACUUUCAGGGUGUGAGAA
Messenger RNA from Cebus imitator (Panamanian white-faced capuchin), 3102 nucleotides. RefSeq names its product ankyrin repeat and LEM domain containing 2 (gene ANKLE2). Gene Ontology annotation, molecular function: protein phosphatase 2A binding. Lineage: Eukaryota; Metazoa; Chordata; Mammalia; Primates; Cebidae. The transcript is spliced from 12 exons. The record is from RefSeq and is a predicted model, not a curated record. Gene Ontology annotation, cellular component: endoplasmic reticulum. Gene Ontology annotation, biological process: negative regulation of phosphorylation. The coding region runs from base 85 to 2976 and encodes 963 amino acids.